Messenger RNA from Hemiscyllium ocellatum (epaulette shark), 1526 nucleotides. RefSeq names its product nucleic acid binding protein 1a (gene nabp1a). Bases 577 to 1236 code for a protein of 219 amino acids. The transcript is spliced from 6 exons. The record is from RefSeq and is a predicted model, not a curated record. Gene Ontology annotation, biological process: response to ionizing radiation; double-strand break repair via homologous recombination; mitotic cell cycle checkpoint signaling. Gene Ontology annotation, molecular function: DNA binding. Gene Ontology annotation, cellular component: SOSS complex. NCBI's taxonomy places the organism in Eukaryota, Metazoa, Chordata, Chondrichthyes, Orectolobiformes, Hemiscylliidae.
GUGUGAGAGUUGUGGAGUAGUCUGAGUUGUUGGGUAGUGGGGGAAACGAAAGGCAGCUUAUAGUCGGAGUAGGGCGAAGUCAGUAGCUUUUAUCCCGGUCAUAUAUUCUGAUCACGGGGUUUAAUCAUGACUCGAGUCAGUUAAUUAAAAAAAAAGUUGCUGCUAGCUCAGAUGAGAGUUUAAAAGAGUGUAUGUAUGUUCCUGUCUGUGAGCCAGAGUUUGCUUAUCACUGCAACAAAAAAAAUAGCGUGGGAGUGAUUGGGGGAGGAAGAGCAGGAGUGAGAGCUGAACUGUUUUCUCUUUGAUUUUAAAAUUUAAAUCCCUGAUUUUUCGGUACUUACUGGCUUUUUGAAUCAGUAGGAAGCAUUAACUAGAAUUGUCACCAAAGGGACUUGUAAUCUGCGGAAGUUGCAAUUUUUUCUCUUCGCCCUCUCUUUCCCCGUGUGAGAGAAGCGGGGCAGUAAGCAGCCGCCUUCCCGCACACGGAGCCAGGACUCCAGCUAGCGAGGCUUUUUUUUUCCCCUCCCGAGUGAUGCUUUGUGUUGCGUUGUGUGUCCGCAAAUUUUCACAAUCACCAUGAGCAUGGCCAACGACACAUACGCAUUUGUAAAAGACAUUAAACCAGGAAUGAAAAAUUUAAAUGUCAUCUUUAUUGUUCUGGAAAUAGGUCGCGUUACCAAAACUAAAGAUGGACAUGAAGUGAGGUCGUGCAAAGUAGCCGAUAAAACUGGCAGCAUCACAAUUUCAGUGUGGGAUGAGGUUGGAGGUCUAAUUCAGCCCGGGGAUAUCAUUCGCUUGACGAGAGGCUAUGCUUCAAUGUGGAAAAACUGCCUAACACUCUAUACCGGGAGAGGUGGCGAUCUUCAAAAAAUAGGAGAGUUUUGUAUGGUAUAUUCAGAAGUACCCAACUUUAGUGAACCAAAUCCAGAAUACCUCAACCAGCUGAACCAAACAAACAAAGUUGCACAAAGUGAACAUAGAAACAAUUCUCCUCCUAGUCAGCUGGCUACAAAUGGACAGAUGCAAGCAGGAAAUGGCUCACAAUGUGGGCCAUUGCAAGGGGGACUUCCCCCAUCAAGCAAUAACCAUCAACAUCAGAACCCUAACUUUGUAGGUGGUGGAAGACCCAAUGGACGGGGACCAAUAAGUCAGCCACCGAUGACUCUAGCACAAGGAUCUGCAGCAGUGACCACUGUUAGCAAUGGAAGAGACCCACGUAGAGCAUUCAAAAGAUGAUGUGCCAAAUGUAUAUAUCGGCCUUGUUCAAACCUGCACCCUACUUGAACCCACUCGAUGCACUUUUAUUUUUACAUAACUGAGUUUGUAUGUUUUGUUUUAAUCCUCUUUAAGAUGGGAUUUUGAACUGUAAAACAUUGGCUCAAUAGUUGAGGUGACUUGCAGUGUUCAAGCUGCACAAACUUAUUUUGAGCUGAAAUGAGUUGUGAAAGUAGAGGUGAUUGUGUUGAGAGCAGUGGGGGAAAAGAAAUUAGGUAAAAUGUCAAUAAAAUUCCAUUAAAUUACUGAUA